Molecule: messenger RNA, 3980 nt
Organism: Caenorhabditis elegans
Lineage: Eukaryota; Metazoa; Nematoda; Chromadorea; Rhabditida; Rhabditidae
Gene: tmc-2
Product: Transmembrane channel-like protein 2
Biological process (GO): monoatomic ion transmembrane transport
Cellular component (GO): membrane; plasma membrane
Source: RefSeq, marked reviewed
AAGCUGUCAACUGGACGCAUCGAGCAGUGGACGCCGGCGUGCAGUCAUCUAAAGCACGAUGCCGAAAUCAGGCGCUCAUCAGCCUCUGGUUCGACAUGACACUGAUGAUGGUGGGGAAACAGGACAGUCCGUUAAGUCUCUAGCGGAUGUUUCUGAAGAGGAAAUUGAUAGUCGAAUGAGUAGAAGAUCGUCAGUUAUUGCUGAUCUGCUUUCUCUUUUUCGCCGUUCCUCCAGUGUUCUUGUUCGACCACAUACACGAUUAGGAAAUCCCAAUUUUGACGAUGACGAUGACGAAUUCGACGAAGAAGACGACAAAGAAGCUUCGAAAGAUAGGAUACUCAAGAAAAUUCAACAAAAGAAAGAAAUUAUACAAAAAUUACGUGGCCAGCCGUGGUAUAUGAAAAGAAAACGGCGGACGUUGAAAGUAGCACAAAAACAUCUACAACAGCAAGAAGCAAAAGUCUCGAAAGCAAGAUUAUACAAAGCAGAGGCUGGUCGAAGAUUGACACAAGCCAGUCGAUGGUUGGAUAAUCUCAAAAUUUAUUUGAUACCCUGGGAAGCAAAGAUUCGAAAAAUUGAAAGCCACUUUGGAUCAGUUGUGUCGUCAUAUUUUACAUUUCAUCGAUGGGUUCUCGGAGUUAACAUCACAAUCACAUUUAUUAUGUGUAUGUUCGUAGUUAUACCUGAGUGGCUCGCCGACUCUCGAACUCAAUUCGGUGAUGACAGAUACAAUAAGACAAAGGCCAUCAAAGUAAUGCCACCAGCUGUUCGUGCUCGUGCCGACGAGCUAUCCACAGUCUGGGACUUUGGGGGCUACUUUCAAUACUCUUUAUUAUUUUACGGUUUUUACUCGAAAGAAACGUUUUUCGGAGAAACAAUCAAAUAUCGUGUUCCAGUGGCUUAUUUUUUCUGCAACAUUUUUAUUCUAGGAUUUUCACUUUUCAUCAUCUUGAGGAAAAUGGCGGCUAACAAUCGUCGUGGGACCUUAUCAUCAGGAAAAACGCAACAGUAUUUAUUCAAUUGGAAAGCUUUCACAGGCUGGGAUUAUACUAUAGGUAAUCCUGAAACUGCUGGAAAUGUCUAUAUGGCAAACGUUAUAAAAUUUCGUGAAGCAAUAAACGAUGAUAAACAAAAGCCAAGUGACAAACAUCCCUGGAUUCGGUUUGUAGCACGUGUUCUUACAAAUCUUUUCAUUUGCGCAAUGUAUGUGUUCUCAAUAUGGGCCAUUAUGCAAUGCGGAACUUUGAAAGGAGAACACUUUUUUGCGCAGAAUGCCACUGCUAUAACCAUUUCUCUCAUUACAUUAGUUUUCCCGAAUAUUUUUGAUCUGCUGGGUAAAAUUGAAAAGCUACACCCGAGAAAUGCAUUGAGGUUCCAACUUGGAAGAGUGCUUGUUCUAUACAUUCUGAAUUACUACACUCUGAUUUAUUCAUUGAUGUUGCAAUUGGAGCAUUUGCAGAAAGAGAAAAAUGCCUCUGAUAAUCCAAUUUCUGCACUUGGCCAUCCAGGAGAUGCAAUAGGAAGAACAAUACGUGAGACAGUGUUGCCUCGAUAUCCGGUAGACAACAAUCCCCAUACAUACUACUCCUACGCCCCAGUUACAACAACUCCCAUCCCUGCAACCAGUUCGUGGACAACUGUGCUUCCCGACUUUGGACCAUUUGGAGUGUAUAACCCGAAAGCAUCAGUCACUAAGGACGAUACAGUUUUCUCUUCUCCAGUUGUAGAAACGCACAUGUUUGGACCAAACUCAGACUGGAAUGAGACAACUGUGAAUGCAGCAAGCCCAACGGGAGCCACAACACGUGCAUCACUCCGUAUGUCUCAAGGAGGUCUUUGUUGGGAAACAAUCAUUGGCCAAGAAAUAACAAAACUUGUGACAAUGGACUUGUACAUGACAGUCGCUUCAAUUUUUCUGAUUGAUUUUCUUCGUGGUUUGGCAUGUCGAUAUUUGAAUUUAUAUUGGCCAUGGGAUUUGGAGAGAACAUUUCCUGAGUACGGAGAAUUCAAAGUUGCUGAAAAUGUGCUUCACUUGGUAAAUAAUCAAGGAAUGAUAUGGCUCGGGCUCUUCUUUGUUCCACUUCUCCCAAUGCUGAAUAACAUAAAAUUGAUUAUCUUGAUGUACAUUCGAGGAUGGGCUGCAAUGACGUGCAAUGUUCCGGCCAGUCAAAUCUUUCGUGCCAGUCGUUCGUCCAACUUUUUCUUUGCACUACUAAUACUGUUCCUAUUCCUCUGUACACUUCCAGUCGGAUUUGUUAUAGCUUCAAAAACUCCGAGUAAAAGUUGUGGUCCAUUUGGAAAUCAAUCAUUCUUCUACAGUGUCAUUACUGAUGUUCUUCAUGAAAACUUAGACAAAACCCUUGUUAAUGGUAUCAAGUACAGUUUGUCUCCAGGAAUCAUUAUUCCAGUUUUAGUACUGUUGUCACUGGUUAUAUAUUUCCUCAUUGCAAUGGUUACCGGAUUAUCACAAGCUAAUCAAGACCUGUCAUUUCAACUUAUGGUGGAACGGACAGAAGAGAAGAAAAAAAUCUUUGAGCUUGCCGGGGGAAAGAAGAAAAAGAGCAAAGACAACACAUUUGGAAAACAAAAACCAAAACAAUUACUACCCCCACCAACAAAAGGAGUUUCUUCUGAUGAUGAUUCCCAGCACAAUAGAUCAACUGCUAAAAGUGUAUCAGGUCGCCAAUUUGUACCUUCAUUAGGAUCAGUAUCAGAAGUUGAUCACAGCACCGGUGAAGAACAAUCUUCUGAUAGUGAAUCAACAACAUCGUCGCUUCCGCCAAAGUUAUCUCUUCGUCAGAGGUUUUUAGUAUGCAUUGGCUGGGCUGAUCCAAAUAAAUAUGGGCGACAUGAUGAUAUUGAAAUGGAAGAAGGUGGUGGAAGGCUUCGAGAAUUAUCAACUGGUUCCGAAACAGAUUCAGAUGAUGAGGAUAGCGAAAAGAGAAACUCCGAAAGCAGAUAUCUUCUGCCACCCGACGGUUCUCGUCCAGCAUCUAGAGAACGAUCAGAAAAUCCAAGUAAACGAAGCUCACAAAGUAGAAGAACAAGUAAUCGUGACAUGUCCUACCGUACAGCUAUCCAAUCAUUCGAUCAAAACUCACAAUCCGCAUCAGCGUCUUCAUCAAAAUCUACUACUACUGCACCGUCCAAUUCUGAAAUGAGAAUUGAGAUCACAGAAAAUCCACUUCACACUUACAUCACACCUUUGCGAAUUGAGAAAAAGAGCUCUGCUAGUUCAUCAAGUAGCUCGCAUCAGCCAUCAUCUUCAAUUGAGAAACAAGCUGCAAGGAGGCUUCUGCAGCCAAUUAGUACAACACACAAUAUUCGAUAUGGAGUUGCUACGGUAGAAAACUCUUCCCAAGAUCCAACUCGUCCUCCAUCAACAGACGAUUCACUUGGCGAUCCUGCACUUCAUGAACCACUAUGGGCAAAUCUGAAUCCUCACAGCAGCUACACCUCUGCAAUGAUGUCUCCAAUUAUGAAUGAGGUUAUGUCAAAUGAUGAGACAACUGAUGACGAGAAAGGGCGUUUGAUUCCUGAUAGACCACCAAUCCCACAUUCACCAAGAGAGUUGAAAAGACUAAAACGUGAAAAAGAUCAGCAAUCAGAGAGCGGAAGUAAGCCGAGUACUCCUCGACCACCUCGGUUUAGGAUAUCUAUGUCACCUCCACGAAAGCCGCCUUCCGAAAAGAAUGACUCUGACAGUUCGAAUCGCAAGUAUGAAAUGAGAGUCGAAAAGUCGCCGAAAAAACCAAAAAAAUCGGAUAAUGAUUAAUUUUUGUUGUCUUCUAAUUUCAUAAUUAAUUACUGGGUAAUGUCCUAUACCUUGGCUGGUCUUUCACAUUUUCUAUUGUUUUAUUUUUAAAUUUUAAAAUCGUUCAUACUUGGUGGUUUUUCAAUGCCAAUGCAUUUCCAAACAUUGGCGACAGAGUCUGUGAUGUACAUUUUUUAAACAUGAUGAAUAAACAUUUUUCAUUCAU